AUGGAUUAUAAAAUUUUUUCAUGGAACUGUAGGGGAGCAGGGGGCAAGGGUUUUUUACAUGCUUUUCGUGAGUAUCGUAGGAAAUUUAAACCCCAAAUUGUGAUUAUUUUGGAACCUAGAAUCAGUGGGGACCGUGCUUUGAAAGUCAUUCGAGACAUGGGUUUCGAUAACGAACUUGUAGUUGAUGCAAUUGGGUUUUCUAGGGGAAUUUGGGUUAGUUGGAAUUCGAAUGACCUUACCAUCACUAGAAUUCACACUCACCAUCAGUGUCUCCAUAUGCAGGUACAGGGGCGGAUGCAGCAAGAUGUUGCAUGGCAGCUAUCGGCAGUUUAUGGUUGCCCUGCACCGGUUCAACGGCGUGAACUAUGGGACUUCUUACGGUCCAUUACUGAAGGGAUGACCCAGCCCUGGCUUUUGGUGGGCGAUUUCAACUCUAUCAUCAGCCCAUCUGAAAAGCUAUGGGGUGCCCCGUUUGAUGCAUCCCGAAUUCGUGAUUUCCAGGAUGUAAUUCAAGAUACUGAGCUGAUAGACUUGGGUUUCGUUGGCCCGGCUACACAUGGUUCAGGACGGGUCUCCGAGAAAGGCUUGAUCGGGGCAUGGCAAACAAUGCUUGGAUCUCAGCUUUUCCAGAAACAGUGGUUAGGCACCUGCCGCGCAUGA
Molecule: messenger RNA, 660 nt
Organism: Linum trigynum
Lineage: Eukaryota; Viridiplantae; Streptophyta; Magnoliopsida; Malpighiales; Linaceae
Source: the annotation of a GenBank genome assembly